GGAUUUCGAAUUUCUCUCUUCAAUCCUGUGCAACUUCUGCCAUCUCUAAUCCCUUCCAUUGCUGGCUUGUUCUUCAUCAACCUUUUCUGCAUGGUUUGUGGUAAGUGUAGAGACAAAUAAUGGCAUAUAAGGUUGAUCACGAGUAUGAUUACCUAUUCAAGAUCGUGUUAAUUGGGGAUUCGGGUGUCGGGAAAUCCAAUAUACUUUCUAGGUUUACCCGAAAUGAAUUCUGUUUGGAGUCAAAAUCCACCAUUGGUGUCGAAUUCGCUACAAGAACUCUUCAGGUCGAGGGGAAGACCGUGAAGGCACAAAUAUGGGACACAGCGGGUCAAGAAAGGUACCGAGCAAUCACAAGUGCAUAUUAUAGAGGAGCAGUCGGUGCCCUUUUGGUGUACGACAUAACAAAAAGACAAUCUUUUGAAAAUGUACAAAGGUGGCUUCGUGAGCUAAGAGACCAUGCGGACUCGAAUAUUGUCAUCAUGUUGGCCGGAAACAAGUCCGAUUUGAACCAUCUAAGAGCCGUACAAGAAACCGAUGGUCAAGGGUUAGCAGAAAAGGAAAACCUUUCCUUUCUAGAAACUUCUGCAUUAGAAGCUCUUAAUGUCGAAAAGGCCUUCCAAAUGAUUUUAUUGGAUAUUUAUCAGAUAAUUAGUAGGAAAGCACUGGCGGCUCAGGAAGCCGCCGCUGCAGUUCCUACCCAAGGGACCACCAUAAAUGUUGGUGAUUAUAAUAAUAAUGGUAAACAAAAAGGUUGUUGUUCUCAUUAAAAGGAAAGUGUAUUUGUUGUAUAUUUGGUCCCUUUUUUAUGGAAAGUACACAUGGAAAUGAGAAGUUGAAAAAAAAGUAGUAGGAAUGUUGUUGAGAUAUUAGAAGGUUGGUUUCUUGCGUUAGAGAUUGAGAAAUAGGGUAAUGAAGUUUUGUAUAUGUG
This is a messenger RNA of Lactuca virosa, 928 nucleotides long. Lineage: Eukaryota; Viridiplantae; Streptophyta; Magnoliopsida; Asterales; Asteraceae. The record is from the annotation of a GenBank genome assembly.